UGCGCGGUCGUCUCUUCCUGCCAGUGCUGAGGGAGGAUCGUUUUUAGCAUGCGGAGGAUUUGAGGAGCGCGAGUGAGGUCCAACACUGAUGGAACAUGUCCUAUGUUCCCUUUCAAGCUGCUUAUGAGAUGGAAGAUGACAUGAGCCCUGAGUCAGAUGCACGGUACGCUGUCCCCUCCUCCCAUCAGCCCCAGUCCUCCUACGCUGCUGCUCCGCCGUACGAGCGUCCAGGCUGGAACUCACGUCACUGCAUGAUUCCUGGAAAUCAGCUCUACAUGUUGGACCAGGAGGAGGUUCACCCUUUACUGAUGCGCGAGCGGCGCUCCGAGUCGCACAGGAACAAGCUGCUGCGACGCACCGUCAGCGUGCCUGUAGAGGGACGCCACCAUCCUGAGAUGGACAACGCCCGCCUCAGGCGGAAAAGCAUCGCCACUGGGCGCCAGCCGAGCAUGGAGACCCCUCCCAUAGCCCCCCCUCAACCCUUCCGACAAUCUAGUUUUCUCGGCCGAAGGCUGAAGGGGUCUAUAAAACGAGCGAAGAGUCAGCCCAAGCUGGACCGCACCAGCAGCUUCCGCCAAAUGAUCCUCCCACGAUUCCGCAGUGCUGAUCAGGACAGGACUCGCCUGAUGCAGAGCUUCAAAGAGUCACAUUCCCAUGAAUCCCUGCUGUCUCCCAGUAGUGCGGCUGAGGCGCUGGACCUCACGCUGGACGAGGACGCCAUCAUCAAACCGGUUCACUCCAGCAUUUUAGGGCAGGAGUACUGCUUUGAGGUGACGACUGCUUCAGGAACGAAGUGCUUCGCCUGUCGGUCGGCUGCAGAAAGAGACAAAUGGAUUGAGAAUCUACAGAGAGCUGUGAAGCCCAACAAAGACAACAGCCGGAGGGUGGACAAUGUCUUGAAGCUCUGGAUCAUUGAGGCCCGUGAGCUGCCACCCAAAAAACGCUAUUACUGUGAACUGUGUUUGGACGACAUGCUGUACGCACGCACCACCAGCAAACCUCGCACCGACACUGUCUUCUGGGGCGAGCACUUCGAGUUCAACAACCUCCCGGCUGUCCGGAACCUCCGGCUUCAUCUCUACAAGGAGACAGACAAGAAAAGACGCAAGGAGAAAAGCACAUAUCUAGGACUUGUCAGCAUCCCCAUAUCCAGCAUCACCGGUCGGCAGUUUGUAGAGCAGUGGUAUCCUGUGAUUCAACCCAGCGUACUGGCCAAGGGAGGGGGUGUAGGAGGGGGUAAAAUCAUCAAUGCUUCUUUGCGGCUCAAGUCUCGCUACCAGACCAUGAGUAUCCUGCCAAUGGAACUGUACAAAGAGUUUGCAGAGUAUGUUACUAACAACUAUCGGACGCUGUGUGCCGUCUUGGAGCCUCUGCUGAGCGUCAAAAGCAAGGAGGAGGUAGCUUGUGCACUGGUGCACAUCCUACAAAGCACAGGGAAAGCAAAGGAUUUUCUUUCAGACAUGGCGAUGUGUGAGGUAGACCGAUUCAUUGACCGAGAGCACCUAAUAUUCCGAGAGAACACCUUAGCUACCAAAGCUAUAGAAGAGUACCUCAAACUCAUCGGACAUAAGUACCUCAAGGAUGCUUUAGGUGACUUCAUCCGAGCGCUGUAUGAGUCAGAGGAGAACUGCGAGGUUGAUCCCAUGAGGACUCCACCUUCUGUUCUACUGGACCAUCAGGCGAAUCUUCGCAUGUGUUGUGAGCUUGCACUCUGCAAAAUCGUCAACUCACAUUGUGUUUUUCCACGUGAGCUGAAGGAGGUCUUUGCGUCUUGGCGAGUACGUUGUGCGGAGAGAGGGAGGGAGGACAUUGCUGACCGCCUGAUCAGUGGCUCCCUGUUCCUGCGCUUUCUUUGUCCUGCCGUCAUGUCCCCAUCGCUAUUCAACCUCACCCAGGAAUACCCUGAUGAGCAGACGUCACGCACGCUCACCCUCAUAGCCAAAGUGCUGCAGAACCUUGCCAACUUCUCCAAAUUUGGCAGUAAGGAGGAGUAUAUGUGCUUCAUGAAUGAGUUCUUAGAGAUGGAGUGGGGCUCAAUGCAGCAGUUCCUGUAUGAGAUCUCUAAUCUAGACAGCAUAAGCAAUGCUGGGGCUUUUGAGGGAUACAUUGAUCUGGGAAGAGAGCUUUCGGUCCUGCACAGCCUCCUGUGGGAGGUCAUGGCUCAGCUCAGUAAGGAUGCCAUUAUCAAACUUGGACCAUUACCUCGCCUCCUGAAUGACAUCAGCAUGGCCCUUCGCAAUCCUCACCUCCAAAGGCAGCCCAGUCACCAGACAGACAGGCAGCCUCCAGAAAGACAGACAGACCGGUUACUUUCUCGACCCAGCUUCAACAGGGGAAUCUCCUCUGAGUUUCAGAACCUUAUGAUGAGGGACCUUAACAGUUCCAUUGAUAUCACUCGCUUGCCUUCCCCAACCUCUGCCAUGUCCAGCGGUGUUGUUCCUCCAUCACGAGCUGGAAUGGGUGGUUAUGUAGAUCGGGAUCAUCCACAUCGAGCCUCUUCUAAGGAUGUUUUCUAUGUCACCCGUCCUCCACUGGCUCGGUCCAGCCCUGCGUACUGUACAAGCAGCUCCGAUAUCACUGACCCAGACCCAAAGGACUCAAGAAUGAACAGCGUCUCUAACCUGCAGUCUGUGGGGGACAUGCUCAACUCUCCCCAGGCCUCACUUGCUGGGUUCGGUGGCCUUGGUGGCGCUGGAGGAGGCCUUGGAGGUCAGCUGCGCGCCGGCGGAGGGCGGAUGUCAGCCGGCUCAGGUGGCUCCAGUGUGUCCGGUGGCCUGCGACUUAGCCAGUUGAGCCAGACGGGGACUGCCACCGAUUCACUGUCCCAGCAGCAGCAGCAACAAGCCGCCGCACUUCGCUACCCACUGUCCUUCCAGAACCCUCUGUUCCACAUGGCCGCUGAUGGGCCUCAACUCCAGCGCCAGCACAGUCGUGCACAGGUGCCUCCACCACUCCUUCUGGCCCCAGAGCCAGACUCGUCCCACCCUGCCUAUUUGCCACAGUUCGCCCGUGGCGCCUUCUCCCGGAGCGAAGACCUUUCCACACUCAGACCCGGACCACACCUUGGCCAGCCCAGCAUUGUCCACUCCCAUAGCUACAGCGACGAAUACAGCCGGGGAGAUUACGCUCGACGGCAACUCUCUAUGCACAUGCAGGAAAACCUCCAGCAGCAGCAGAUGAUGGGCAUGGCCUCCCAGACGGGCACAUCUCAUUCCUCACUUGCUUCACCUCCUACAACUGUCCAGCCUGUCCGUCAGAGCUCCAUGGCUCCACCUCCUACACAACGCAUGAAGUCUCAAACCUCCCAUCAGCUUUCUGUAAGCUCAGCUGUCGGUGCAACACCCCCCAGCAAGACGAGGCCCCAGAGCGGAAACCUGCUCCAGUCUCCCGAGUCAGGCUUUGGGGGCAGGCAGCAGGGCCCACGGCAGCAGCUGUCCGUCAAGGAUAACACAGCCCCCGGCCUUCCUCAUCAGCACAGCUCCACCCGCGAGAGCCAGGGAUCUCAGGGUUCCCAGGGGGGAACACCACAGUCAACACAGCAGUCUCACAAGGAGCGUCAACACUCGCAGCAGCACUUACUCAAGCCUUCCAUCAGCAAACAGGGCUCAUCUCCAAACACUUUGAACCCGCCCACCCCUGCCUCAGAAAGGACAGUUGCCUGGGUGUCGAACAUGCCCCACCUUUCUGCUGACAUUGAGAGCUCACGCAUCGAGAGAGAGGAUUUCAAGCUUAAGGAGUACUCCAAAAGCAUGGACGAGUCCCGUUUAGACCGGGUACGAGAGUAUGAGGAGGAGAUUCAUUCUCUGAAGGAGCGUCUGAUAAUGUCCCAUCGCAAGCUGGAGGAGUACGAGCGGAGGCUAAUCACUCAGGAGCAACAGACCAACAAGAUCCUGCUGCAGUACCAGAGCCGGCUGGAGGACAGCGAGAGGAGGCUGAGGCAACAGCAGAUGGAGAAGGACUCCCAGAUUAAAGGAAUUAUUGACAGGCUCAUGGCGGUCGAGGACGAGCUGAGGGUAGGGGUGGCAUCAGAGCACAAAGCCAGGAUGUUUGCUGAUCAGGGGAGGCGGCAAUCCAUCCUAGUGCAGCCCCGGCUCGCACCCGUCCCUCCUCGAAUGCACAGCCAAUCGCACAGCUUUGUGGAGGACAAUCUGGAAUCUAAUUGGACGCCUCAGCUAGGACCGUCCUCGGGAUGGCGCGGUUUUAACGCCAGGGCGCUGUCUCGCGACUCGCUCGCUUGACACAGAGGAAACUGAGGCUCUGAAAAUCAGAGCCCCAGCCGACCCAAAGAGAACAUACUGUAGGUACCUUUCGUCUCCUGCUCUUUCUCUGACUUUUUAGGACUCUUCAGCUUUCAGCUUUUACCACAAAACAGGAAAAAAACUAACUAAUACACAAACCACAUCUCUGGAUGUGCAGACGGGAAAAGAUGAUCUCCAUCUGUUGUUCAAAAGUUUGAGAAAUGCUUUUUUAAACGUCUCUGAAGGAACUAUGUGAACAUCUCAUCCAGAUGGAAGGAGACGUUUCCAUGGGUGUUUCAAAAGGUGCUGUUCUUCUACGACACGACAUCCACAGGUUCCUUCUGCUCAUGACGCCUCUCUGUGCUUUUGUGUCUCUUCAUUCGAGGUAUUUAAAUAUGCAUAGAUGGACCGAUUGUGAGGCAUGACGCAGAGUGGAAACGAAUGAUUUACCUAUUUAUUUAUUUAUUUAUUUGUUAGUUUUCAAUUUAAUCAUGUCACACUAUCACACAUGCUUCAGUUAGACUUUGAGGUUAAAAAAAGAACACUCAAGAAGCGAGUUUCUUUGGAUUUUUUGUCAUUUUAACCUGUUCCUCCUACUUCGACUCGUCCCAUGGCGACAGAUAAAAUUUUCUUUCAUUUACAAAUGAUCCGAUACUGAAAAUCCCAAAUAAGGAAGCGUUUUGUCUCUUGUGUUAUUAAGACUUCACUGGAUUUGGACAUAACUGUAACUUUAACUUUUCUGGACUUUAUGGCCUGAGCGGCCUGAACAUUUUUCUUUCAUCCUUUCUUUUUUUUUUUUAAAACAAUUGCAGGUAUGUAUUGCAGUUGAAAUAAUGUUGUGUAGUGGGUGAAUGUGUGUAUAUACAGUGUGUGUACAGUGUUUGUGUAUAUACUAUGUAUGAGUAUAUAUUAUAUGGACAUGUACAUACAGUCUGUUUAUAUAUGCAUUGUACAGAAUGUAUUUUGUCCGAGAUGAGGAAACGUUUCUUCUCCUUCUCCUUCCUCCUCUUCUUCUUCUUCUUGUUUUUUUCGGUAACGAAGUGGCAAUUUUCAAGGCAGGUGUCUUUGGAAGCACUUUUUUGCACAGACUUACCAUACGGAGUCUGAGACGUAUGAUGCAUCACCAUUACUCUGCCACACACCUCGAGCUUGCACCCAUUUUCUCACUGAUUGGGGCAUUUUGUAAUAGUUUCUAGGUGACAAAGCAAUGUUUGUACAUAUCUAUAUAUUAUCUAUAUACGGAAUAUACCAAUAUUUCAGAUUAAUUUUCAUCUUCAUAGCUGGUGAUUCUUACAGCUGGGUGUUUUCAGUGCUCCAGUGUGUGUGCGUGUGUGUAUGCGUGUGUGUAGGCUCGCCUUGAGCUGCAGAUGAAUCUGUUUAUAAGGCCGACCCCUCAAGAUAUUUACCGUCCCAGUUUAUUCUAUUGACCUUUUGUACACCUAACCCACCCCCCCCCCCCCAACACCCUCAUCACACCCCCUUCCCUGCUUUUUAUUCUUUUUGAUUUUAAAUUAUUUAUUUUAUUUUUAAUCCCUGGAAAUGAAUGGAGUUCCCGUGAUGUGCCUCCUUCUGCUAAAUCUUUAUUUGACCUUCGUCAGCCAUAAGAAAAUCAUAUCCAUUCUCCUUGACAAGCCAUAAGUCCCACCCCGAAAAAUGAUCUUUUAUGACAAGGGCAGACACUUGGGGAUUUAAUUCCCUUUUUCUUUUUUUGUACAUAUACAUACGUAUAAAUAUAUUAAUGGAAAGAGUGAUCAAUUUGGAGUGUUGCUUAUGUGUAUGGAUUUGUUAUGAAUGUUAAUA
Messenger RNA from Clarias gariepinus (North African catfish), 6038 nucleotides. RefSeq names its product synaptic Ras GTPase activating protein 1b (gene syngap1b). The record is from RefSeq and is a predicted model, not a curated record. Gene Ontology annotation, biological process: regulation of GTPase activity. The coding region runs from base 96 to 4238 and encodes 1380 amino acids. The transcript is spliced from 23 exons. Lineage: Eukaryota; Metazoa; Chordata; Actinopteri; Siluriformes; Clariidae.